CCCCUCCCCGACAAGCGGCACAACCGCAGGACGCCGACCGAAAUUACGAUCCCGGGGAUCAUGAGCGGACUGGUCACCUCUGCUAAGGUGCGGGAUCCUGUCAAUCCGGCUGAGGCGUGGGAGCAUGACGACCUAGAGCGCCGGAGAGAGAUCAUACGUGACAGUCCCCCCGUCCCCGACGCACGGCUCCAGCCGCAGGACGCCAACCACAGGGAUGAUCCCUGGUAUCAGGAGCGGACCGGAGCCUCUCGCUCCCACUCAGGACCUCUAUCUGCCUCUAUAUCGACGCCUGUGAAUGGAACCUCUCUCUGACCUCCCUGGAAACCCUGAACAGGUGAUCAUGCUGCCUAAUUGGUCAAACAGGACCCUCCACCUGGUGGACUCUCUGACCCAUGCCCUAGGCCGUUACCUUGACAACUGGAGCCAGAACUCCUCAAAGGCAGAACAGGCUCUGGACAACACUCUGGCAGAGGAGAACUUCAGGAACAUCGUUUGGUACCUGACAGUGAUGAUCGGAAUGUUUGCCUUCAUCGUCAUGGCGAUCCUGGUGAGUACGGUGAAGUUGAAGCAGCGCAAGCAUUCGGAUGACCCCUACCACAAAUACAUUGAAGAGGACUGGACUGGCCCAACUUCAAGAGCAGAGCGGCGUCAUAAAUAACCCCACAGCCAACCAACCUAAUGUCUAUGCACACACGCCAUACCCAACACACACAUAUACCAUGUACAAACACACAGGCACACCAACACUCACGUACAGACACGCAAUGGUUCUAAAGUCAAAUAAUCUUAUGGUAUUAGUAACAAAGGUGUUGUACUGACUGUAUAACUAAUAUGUUGAUCAUGGAUAGUAAUCAAACUAAAGUAGUGGUUCUGUCAUUACUGAUGUGGUUAUCUGACCUCUGACUAGGAGUCUAAUUGUCUGUGCUAAAGAGGUAGGGACUGUAAUUGAGCUGUCAAACCACGAGUGCCCAGUAGAGGGCAGCACACACACACAGUCCUACCAACAAAAAAAUGAAAUAAGAGUCUAAACCCAAUCUAAGCCAGGGGAGGGUUCUACUAGCCCCUACAAACACAUUAAAUAACAUAUUCACUACAUGGAACAACAGAUAGCCCAACCCAAAACAAAAUCGAAAAGAAGUUUGUUCUGAAGUGUCUGUCCUAUAUUUGAGAUGUAUUUAACCCCAUAUUGUUGGCACUAAGCAGUCUCCAUACAGUGCAUUCGGAAAGUAUUCAGACCCCUUGACUUUUUCACAUUUCGUUACGUCACAGCCUUAUU
Molecule: messenger RNA, 1276 nt
Organism: Oncorhynchus gorbuscha (pink salmon)
Lineage: Eukaryota; Metazoa; Chordata; Actinopteri; Salmoniformes; Salmonidae
Product: potassium voltage-gated channel subfamily E member 2-like
Exons: 3
Coding region: 296-658 (120 amino acids)
Biological process (GO): regulation of heart rate by cardiac conduction; negative regulation of delayed rectifier potassium channel activity; ventricular cardiac muscle cell action potential
Cellular component (GO): membrane
Molecular function (GO): delayed rectifier potassium channel activity; potassium channel regulator activity; transmembrane transporter binding
Source: RefSeq, a predicted model, not a curated record